Molecule: messenger RNA, 1464 nt
Organism: Aspergillus ochraceoroseus IBT 24754
Lineage: Eukaryota; Fungi; Ascomycota; Eurotiomycetes; Eurotiales; Aspergillaceae
Exons: 3
Coding region: 356-1456 (366 amino acids)
Source: RefSeq, a predicted model, not a curated record
AUUUCACCUACAUGCACUUUAGUGUUGGAAUGUGAAAUUUUACCAAACGCGAUGGCUCCCUGGAAAACAAAAAGGUCGCCUAUUCUUCCGUGUUUGGCGGGCAUUGAUGCUCGGACAUCGUAAGGCUCAACUCGUGUAUCUUGGGACUCGAUCAUCUCUGGAGGACCCGGUGUUGCCCGCAUAUAGAGGGCAACAAUGAGCUAAAGUGUAUGCACGGGCGCUUUCUAUUCAGUUACAAUCUACUCGCCCCAGCUUUAUGGCAAGAAUGGCUGUUUACAUAUCUGAUCGGCUGCCUAGCCUCGCUAGCUUGUGUCAGUAUAAAAGGACUUUUUGACUCAUCGUUUCCUUCAACAAUAUGCCCAGUUUUACUGUAGAAGAUCUUUUGAAUACUUUCCCCCCACCAGUUUGCGAUGAUAACGACGCAUUCACACCUUCCCAGAAACCCUGGACGAGCGAAUACCCUAUCUUUCCGAGGCAAUAUGUGACUCCCUAUCCAGAAACCCACGCGGGCGUCGACGAGUUCCUCGGUCCGGGUGAUAACCCUUCUGCGGCCGACUUUCUGGGCCUUGCGACUCCUGCCCACCGUCCAAACCCUAUUAAGCAACAUAUACUCAGUGAAGCCGAUGUCUCACGGGAUUUCGAUCAAAAUAUAGCUCCUGGCACUGCUUUAGCCUUCUCUGGUCCUAGUGCGGUUACCAUGGUUCAAGGCCGGCUUCGACCAAAUGGACCUGAAUUACGCCAACGAUCCAUGAUGAAACCACCCACGUCAACAUCAGCAAGGAAUAUUGAUUGGCAAUUCGAGAUGCUACAUCCGGAUUCUCGUUAUAUCACGAGGGCUGCAAUAGUAGGAGAAAUGAAAAAGCCUCGGUCUCUGAUCAUAGCGGAGUGGGUAGGGGAAGCCCGUCCAGGCGCAGUGACACAACUUCUUAUGAAAGAGAUUAGAGCAUAUGCUCAUUUAUAUCAGUGUCCCCAGGCCUUUUACUAUGAUUCAAAAUACCUACUCCUCAUUCAAUUUCGCGCUCUAUCGGCGGAUGAGAUCAGGAGUGAAAAUUGUCUAAUCGAUAUAUGUGCAAUUCCUCGAGAAUCUCUCCAUCAACUCCAGUGUACUAUGCAAUAUGGCCUUUACAGGCUGACUUGGCGUGGCUGGGUCCGCCUUAGUGCAACACAAAGCAGCACCAAUCACCAAGACCGACUCGUGGCAUCACGCGUUAAUCUUCGUAGCUCCCAUGGUAUGGUGCGCAGGUAUGAAUUCUAUUCCGGGCUACCUGUCUGGAUGGGUCGUGAUGGAAGCGAGGACUUCAGCCAUCCAGAUUACUGUAAUUCGCGUCGGGACUUCAGAUGGACGUCUCAGCAAGAUGGUGUUUGGGCGUGGUACAUUCAUAUGGAUUGGAUAGAAGAUGAUACCGCGAAUUGUUUUGUUCAUUCAUACUGGCCGCCAGUCCAGCGUCUACUUUAACUGCCGUA